Messenger RNA from Penicillium pulvis, 1257 nucleotides. Its product is annotated as putative C2H2 finger domain protein. The record is from RefSeq and is a predicted model, not a curated record. The transcript is spliced from 2 exons. Bases 1 to 1257 code for a protein of 418 amino acids. Gene Ontology annotation, molecular function: DNA-binding transcription factor activity. NCBI's taxonomy places the organism in Eukaryota, Fungi, Ascomycota, Eurotiomycetes, Eurotiales, Aspergillaceae.
AUGUCUCAUAUUGAGUCUAUGUCUGACCCCCAGACAUACGAUGCUUAUGAUGCCUCUCUACCGGCCGACCACCCAUUCGUAACUCGUGCUUACCAGUUCCAAUACCACCUUUCGCCUCUGGAACAGGCCAAAUCCGACGAAAUAAUGAACCCGCAACCAUGCGGCCUCUCAACGAUCUCAGACCCCCAAAGUCCUCGCAGCAGUAAUAACGGCAGCAUCCUAGGCAUGAACUGUAUGGCUUCGCCAGCAUUUCGUCAAGAGGACAUUUCUAUUCCCGCCAUUGAUGAAUAUCCCGCGCCCGACGGACUUGUCGAUAUCGACCACUCAAUCGCCUUCUCCCAGUCCCCCUUCGAUAGGCCUCUCGAUCACACUUCGCCUUUUGAUACAGAAUUUGAUGCCUGGUCAGGCAGUCAAUCAGACCGAAAUGCUACGCCUGAUCAACAAUGGUCCUCUCCUCUGCCUACAGAACUAGCCCUCCCGCAACCGAUUCGUCGAAACAAGAGCCGCCCAGGUAGGGCUAUAUCUUCAGCAUCCUCUUCCAGAGAGAUUCACAAAUCAGCUGAGCGCAGACCGACUUCCACCCCUGGUCGCAGCAAGCGUCGACGCGGGACUCGCAAUGUUAUUGACGGCACAGCCCGGACAUUCGUCUGCAGUUUCGCUUCCUACGGUUGCGAAAGUACGUUUGUCUCAAAAAAUGAGUGGAAGCGCCAUGUUACGUCUCAGCAUUUACAACUUGGAUUCUAUCGCUGUGAUGUUGGAAAAUGUGGCGCCUACCACCGUCACGCAUCUACAACCCUCCCUACAUCUACGUCUACACCAACGCCACAAUCUACGGUUUCUGGACGAGGCUGUACACCACUCCCAGGCCAACCGAACGAUUUCAACCGCAAAGACCUCUUCACCCAGCAUCACCGCCGCAUGCACGCGCCCUGGCUUCAAUCUGGGGGCCGACGAGCCCCCACCGAAGAGGAACAUAGCGCUUUCGAAGCAAGUCUGGAGGAGAUCCGUCAGCGCUGCUGGCAGGGUCUACGGACACCGCCCCUGCAGAGCCACUGCGGGUUCUGCAAAGAAGUAUUUUCCGGCGAGGGAAGUUGGGACGUGCGCAUGGAGCAUAUCGGACGCCACUUUGAGAGAGAAGAUCGACGGGUCCUGGGGGCUGAGGAGGAGGAUCUUGCGCUGAGGGAGUGGGGGAUCGAACAGGGCAUUUUGGUUGCUAUUGAUGGGGGUUGGAGAUUGGCUAAUUUGGUGGGGUUGUAG